ACCAUGAAAACUAAUGUAGUUCAGUUAUAGUGAAACCCUUAGCCUUGGUAGAGAGGAGAGGGAGAUGUGGAAGAGAACAGGGCCAUUGAAGGGCUGGUUUGGUGAUGGGAUAGGCAAGGUGACAAGCUAUAUUAAAGGAAAGGAGCAGAAGGAUGCCAAGUACCCCAUAUUGAAGGGUCAUCCAAAGGCCCGAGAUCAUGCCGAGGAUAUUGUGGAGAACUAUGCAAGGUUUCCAGGGAGGGUAGAAGGAAAGAAGGAGAUGUCUAGGUCUGAGAAACCCAAGGAGGUGAAGGAGUUCAAGAUAUAUCGGUGGAACCCCGACAAGCCCCUCCACAAGCCCUUCCUGCAAUCCUACUAUGUGGACUUGAGCACUUGUGGCCCCAUGGUUUUGGAUCUACUUCAGAAGAUCAAAGCAGAGCAAGAUUCCAGCCUGAGCUAUAGGAGGUCAUGCAGGGAAGGCAUCUGUGGCUCCUGCUCCAUGAACAUAGAUGGGAUCAACACCGUUGCUUGUUUGAAGGCCAUCGACACCGAUCCUUCGAAGGCCACUAUGAUAACUCCUCUCCCUCAUAUGUUUGUCGUCAAGGACUUGGUGGUGGAUCUCACAACUUUCUACCAACAAUACAAGUUAAUUGAGCCAUGGCUCAAGACCAAGAAGAAGCCAGAGAAUGGGCGAGAAUUUCUCCAAUCUCCAGGUGAUAGGAAGAAGCUAGAUGGGCUGUAUGAGUGCAUUCUCUGUGCCUGCUGCAGUACUGCCUGCCCUGCCUAUUGGUGGAACUCAGAAGAGUUCUUAGGCCCAGCUGCUUUACUCCAUGCAUAUCGAUGGAUCUCCGAUAGCCGUGAUGAUUUCACUCAAGAGAGGCUGCAAGCAUUGACGGAAGAUGAGAAGAAGCUGUACAGGUGCAGGACUAUAAGGAGUUGCACAGCUACCUGCCCAAAGAGCCUAGACCCAGCAAGGGCAAUAGCUGCUAUGAGGACUAGUCAUCAACUACAUUAGUUUUUCCUAUGCGCAGAUGCUUCUCAUCUUCACUUUGUGAAUGGUUACUAAUAAGUUGUAUGCUUGUCGUGUUGGUGAUUAGUUCUAUAAGCGAUGUAUAUGAGGGUCACGACGCAUGUAAUCAUGCCUGUGCGCACAAACAAAAUGCUUGUAUUAUUGUCAUAACUGGAACUGAGUUAUGUUACAAGAUAUACUAGACUUGAUCCAAAGUUUUUAA
This is a messenger RNA of Elaeis guineensis (African oil palm), 1211 nucleotides long. RefSeq names its product succinate dehydrogenase [ubiquinone] iron-sulfur subunit 3, mitochondrial. The record is from RefSeq and is a predicted model, not a curated record. NCBI's taxonomy places the organism in Eukaryota, Viridiplantae, Streptophyta, Magnoliopsida, Arecales, Arecaceae. Gene Ontology annotation, cellular component: mitochondrion. Gene Ontology annotation, molecular function: oxidoreductase activity; 2 iron, 2 sulfur cluster binding; electron transfer activity. Gene Ontology annotation, biological process: aerobic respiration; tricarboxylic acid cycle; respiratory electron transport chain.